Molecule: messenger RNA, 156 nt
Organism: Paramecium primaurelia
Lineage: Eukaryota; Ciliophora; Oligohymenophorea; Peniculida; Parameciidae
Source: the annotation of a GenBank genome assembly
UAUGAAUCUUUUAUAUAUAUAUUAGCAAAUCAAAUUAAGAAAUGAAAAAAAGGUUAAGAAAUUCGAAAAUGGGAUGUGAUAAAAAGAUGACUUUUUGGAGAAUGUAGAAAAACUAGAAAAGGACAAGAAAUCUAAUGAUUAGUAGAUUAUUUUGAC